AUGGAGCCGGCCGUGGCAAGCGAUGGUGGCAGCUUGCGCUUUGCCGUGGGUGCUCGCGUCUCCUGCAACAUGGGGCGCGAAGGUUGGGCGAGUGGCGAGAUCGUGGCUACGCGAUACCGCGAGGAUCAUUGGCCACCAGGGAAGACCGCACCUUAUCAGGUCAAGUUGGAUCUUGCCUUUGGUGGUGCAUUGAUCUAUGCUCCAGCUGAUUUUCCACAAGUGAUCCGAGCUGAGCUGCCCAGCACAUUCUCCAUACCGGAGGAGGACAGCAACCCCGAGCGAACCCUGGAAGUCCUGCACAAGGAGAUUGUCAGGCUCAGAGACGAGCCGGGGGUAAUCCACGUUUCAGAGCCGGAGCUCAUGGGCGUCGCAGAG
Symbiodinium necroappetens is the source of this 375-nucleotide messenger RNA. NCBI's taxonomy places the organism in Eukaryota, Dinophyceae, Suessiales, Symbiodiniaceae. The record is from the annotation of a GenBank genome assembly.